Molecule: messenger RNA, 1091 nt
Organism: Xylaria bambusicola
Lineage: Eukaryota; Fungi; Ascomycota; Sordariomycetes; Xylariales; Xylariaceae
Product: 60S ribosomal protein L19
Exons: 4
Coding region: 407-982 (191 amino acids)
Biological process (GO): translation
Cellular component (GO): cytosolic large ribosomal subunit; ribosome
Molecular function (GO): RNA binding; structural constituent of ribosome
Source: RefSeq, a predicted model, not a curated record
CUUUUUUUGAUCAAGAUACAAAGAUACCUAAGUAGGUAGCAGGUAGUCGAUAAGGCCUGGCUGAUAACGAUUACUAAGUGAGUGAUGAUAAGCGUGGAAGGUCAGGUGACGAUAAGAGAGGGCAAACUCGCUUAGCCGGACAAAAGCCGGGGCCCAAACUGGCAAAAAUUACACAACCUCUCAAAAGCGGAAGAUCCGGUCAGAAAUUCUGUGUGGCCCCAGCCUGGAAGGAACAGCUUAGCGCAUUUCACUGAGGGGGACACCGACUCUGCUCACCCACUACUCGCUGGUGCUGAAUCAAUUUUACAUCCAAACCUUCUCUGCGUCCCAGCACGACCUCCUUCGACCACUUUUUUACUAACCACCACAGCACCCAUUUGGCCAUCACCAAAUCUCAAUCAUCAAGAUGGUCAACCUACGCACACAGAAGCGCCUCGCCGCUUCCGUCAUCGGAUGCGGUAAGAGAAAGAUCUGGCUUGACCCCAACGAGGUCAGCGAGAUCUCCAACGCCAACUCCCGCCAGACCAUCCGCAAGCUCGUCAGCGAUGGCCUCAUCAUCCGCAAGCCCGUCACCAUGCACUCCCGAUCCCGAGCCCGUGAGCUAAACCUGGCCCGACGGGAUGGUCGCCACCGUGGUUUCGGUAAGAGAAAGGGUACUGCCGAUGCCCGUAUGCCUCAACAAGUGCUAUGGAUGCGCCGCCAGCGUGUUCUCCGACGUCUCCUCGUAAAGUACCGUGCCAGCGGAAAGAUCGACAAGCACCUCUACCACGAGUUGUACCACUCAAGCAAGGGUAACGCCUUCAAGCACAAGCGUGCUCUCGUCGAACACAUCCACCGUGCCAAGGCUGAGAUGGCCCGUGAGCGUGCUAUCACCGAGGAGAUGGACGUUAGACGACAGAAGAACAAGGCUGCCCGUGAGCGCAAGGCCGAGAGACAAGCAGCCAAGCGCCAAGAGUUGGCUGGUGAGACGGAGGAGGCAUAAACGCACCAUCGGGAUUGAGCAUCCUUCAUGGCUGUGGUGGUGCUACUGCUGGUGGGGCAGGACGGCGACGGGAGGUCGAUGGGACGUGGUAACGACGACACGCCAUGUG